UCUCAUUCUCCCUCUCUCCUACUCAAGGAUAAAACUUUGUGCGAUCAAAGUUGAAGCCAGAAGAUGCGACUUCCUUCUGUUUCUUCCGCUCCUCACCUCCACAAGCUGCCUGAACGCCUUAAUAUCUCACUGGAAUAAUAUUCAUAUAGAAAUUAAUAUCAAGUGUCAGCAUCCUUCUCAGACUGACUUUAAACCGGGUCCCGGUCAGAGCUGAGGCACCAUGCCAGGUGAUCUCCCAGCGGUCGGCUCCUUCGUGGCCGCGGACUACGUGGUGUUCGCCCUCAUGCUGCUGGUGUCGGCCGCGGUGGGGGUCUAUUACGCCUGGGUGGACCGGAGCCAGGGGAGCACCGGGGAUUUCCUGAUGGGGGGCCGCAGCCUCACCGCCGUGCCCGUGUCCCUGUCGCUCACGGCCGGCUUCAUGUCCGCCAUCACGGUGCUGGCCAGCCCGGCCGAGGUGUACCGGUACGGAGCCGUCUUCGGUCUGGUGGGUCUCUCCUACAUCUUCACUGUCGUGGUGACCUCUGAGAUCUUCCUGCCGGUCUUCUACAGGCUGGCCAUCACCAGCACCUACGAGUACCUGGAGCUGCGCUUCAACAGAGCCACCAGGCUGAUGGGCACCGUCCUCUUCAUCGUUCAGACCGUGCUCUACACCGGGAUCGUCAUCUACGCCCCGGCUCUGGCUCUGAACCAAGUGACCGGCAUGGACCUAUGGGGAGCUGUCGUCUCCACAGGGAUUGUCUGCACAUUCUACUGCACCUUGGGCGGCCUGAAGGCGGUGGUGUGGACAGACGUGUUCCAGGUGGGGGUGAUGCUGGCAGGCUUCAUGGCCGUCAUCAUCAGGUCUGUGCUUCUCCAGGGAGGGAUCGGCCCAAUCAUCCAACACUCACAGCAGGGAGGCAGGCUCAACCUCUGGGACUUCGACAUGAACCCCCUGAGGAGACACACCUUCUGGACCCUGACCGUCGGGGGGACCUUUGUGUGGGUCAGCGUGUACGGUAUCAACCAGGCCCAGGUCCAGAGGUACCUCUCCUGCAAGACCAUCACCCACGCCAGAAUGGCUCUGUACCUGAACCUGAUUGGCCUGUGGGUGGUGCUGGUGUGUUCUGUGAUCUCGGGUCUGUGUCUCUACUCCGUCUAUAAGAGCUGUGACCCCUGGACCACGGGCCAAGUGACCGCGCUCGACCAGCUGAUGCCCUACCUGGUGAUGGACAUCCUCAGGAGCUACCCCGGCGUCCCAGGGCUGUUCGUGGCGGCGGCGUACAGCGGCUCGCUCAGCACAGUCUCGUCCAGCAUCAACGCCUUGACCGCGGUCACUGUAGAAGACCUGAUCAGACCUCACAUCGAUCUGUCAGAGAAGCACCUGUCGUGGGCAUCCAAAGGCCUUAGUCUUCUGUACGGGGCUCUGUGCAUCGCCAUGGCGGCCAUCGCUUCCCUCAUGGGGGGGGUGCUACAGGCCGCCAUCACCAUCUUCGGCAUCAUCGGCGGACCUUUGCUCGGUCUCUUCACGCUGGGCAUCCUGUUCCCUUUUGCUAAUUCCAAAGGGGCCGUGUUGGGGCUGCUCUCGGGCCUGGUGGUCGCCCUGUGGGUGGGGAUCGGAGCCCAGAUAUACCCUCCCCCCGCGGCGAUGAGCAGGCCGCUGGACCUCAGCACGGCUGGAUGUAACUUCUCCACGGGCUUCUCCAACUGGAGCAGCACGGCCCUGCCCCCUCCACACAGCCCCUUCACCAGAGAGAGCACCUUCAGCCCAGAGAGCACCACCCUGCUGCCUCCACACGGCACCGUCACCCCAGGCUCACCAGAGAGCAGCGUCUUCAGGCCUGUGCUGGCGGACAGCUGGUACUCUGUGUCCUACAUGUACUUCAGCCCAAUAGGAACCCUCACAGCCCUGACAGUGGGCGUGGUCGUCAGUCUACUAUCAGGAGGGUGGAAGGUGAACGUUGAUUCUCGGCUGACACUGAUGAAAGAAGACACAACGUGCUAUCACAUCUUCAGAUUCUUCAAGGAGAAGGUUGCUGGCCGAACGAGAAACUUUGACCUCACAAAGAACGAAGCGAGGAAGAUGGGAAACACUAACUUGGCUUUUUCUGACGUCGAGCUGGACUUGACCAAAGGACAUGUUACGACUUGAUGUUAUAGGACAGUAACAUCACAUCGAAAGGAUAGUUCUGAUAAUGUGUGUAAAAAAUCAUUAAGUUAAUAGAAUAAAUAUCGUUGAGCAAAUUA
Messenger RNA from Gadus morhua (Atlantic cod), 2223 nucleotides. RefSeq names its product solute carrier family 5 member 8 (gene slc5a8). Gene Ontology annotation, biological process: sodium ion transport; propanoate transmembrane transport. The transcript has 17 exons. The coding region runs from base 221 to 2128 and encodes 635 amino acids. NCBI's taxonomy places the organism in Eukaryota, Metazoa, Chordata, Actinopteri, Gadiformes, Gadidae. Gene Ontology annotation, cellular component: membrane; extracellular exosome. The record is from RefSeq and is a predicted model, not a curated record. Gene Ontology annotation, molecular function: organic acid:sodium symporter activity.